ACCCCAGGAGUUCGUCGCUUGGCACGUUCAGAAGGUCAGGACAAUGCGGUUUGGCAGGCAUCUAACCAACCCACUACGAUCGCCUGCCCAGGAUCAGCUAAUAAGCCACGUGGCCUUUUCCCUAUUAACUCGGCUCUGGGUGAUGACCACUUCGAGGUUUCGUUGAAUCCUUUCGUGCAAGCAUUCAAUGCCCUGGAACCACAUUCUGCCUUGGCUACUGCAAUUGUGGUGCCAUUUUGUGGAAAUAGGUGCAUACCACCUAACGAAUCCACCAAAAGCAUCUCAAUUUUUGCAUCGAAUGGCAAGGCUCGCGGAGCCACUAGUUUUCAGCCUACCACUGCCUUCACAUGCAGCACUGUCGCUUCCGACCUGAGCUACUUUUUAGAUCACCAAGCCUGGCUAGGCGUGCCCUAUGCCCAACCUCCGACUCGGGAGAGGGGUCUUCGUUUCCGUCCGCCUCGGAGGUUGGAGACAUCACGCGAACCCAUCGACAACCAACACUUGCCACCCUCCUGCUCUCAGCCGGUCACCAAAGACCCUCGGCAACCUGCGGCAUGGCAGCGUUUGGUGCCACAGCCCUUGCAGACCGAAGCUGAGGCUCUGCGCACCAGCGAGGACUGUCUCUAUCUGAACAUCUACGCCUUGAACGACACACAGGCCAUGCGAAGGCCCGGAGGAGCCGGACUCGAUGCCGCUGGUGGGGGGACAAGAUGGGCCUCGGGGGGUCUAGACGGCAGCGCUGGCAGAAGCGAUGGUCGGGCCGCCUCAAGGAGUCUGUCGCCUGUGGUGGUCUUCCUCAACGGCUAUGACCACGUUUCGGGCACCGGUAAUAGGUAUCCAGGCCAUGCACUCGCCCAGCUUGGUCUGGUCGUCGUCACCGUGAACUAUAGGCUUGGCCCUUUCGGCUUCUUAGCAACCCGGGAGGAUGUCUUUCCUGAGCCAAGAUCAGGCUCCGGGCUGGACGAUAAUGAGCAUGGCAAGGGGAGAAAAGAGAAUUUGAGCCAAAUGCAAGGCGAUGAAGCAGAGGAGGUUUGGGAAGAAGAGGAGGCACUGGGCAACUAUGGCCUCCUGGAUCAAGUCAUGGCGCUUGAAUUCAUCCAAGAGAAUAUUGAUCGCUUCAUGGGCGACCCGAACCAGGUGAAAGACCGUGUGCACUGGUCUACAGAAUACAUCUCUUAA
Molecule: messenger RNA, 1179 nt
Organism: Protopolystoma xenopodis
Lineage: Eukaryota; Metazoa; Platyhelminthes; Monogenea; Polystomatidea; Polystomatidae
Source: the annotation of a GenBank genome assembly